Molecule: messenger RNA, 2108 nt
Organism: Mytilus trossulus (common blue mussel)
Lineage: Eukaryota; Metazoa; Mollusca; Bivalvia; Mytilida; Mytilidae
Product: transmembrane protein 115-like
Exons: 3
Coding region: 37-1086 (349 amino acids)
Biological process (GO): retrograde vesicle-mediated transport, Golgi to endoplasmic reticulum
Cellular component (GO): Golgi apparatus; membrane
Source: RefSeq, a predicted model, not a curated record
AACGCACGUAGUUGACAUGUAACAACUUCCGUCAACAUGGCGGAUACUAUCAAGAAGAAUUUGCCUUUCCUAAAAGAACAAGUUACAAUGACUAUAGGAAACAGCAGUGUGGUUGUCAAGGGUGUAACUGUUGCUGUGACACUGGGAUACUUUUUGUCAUUUGCCUCUUCAGCUAUACCUUACCUAGCCGUAACACCAGGUUAUGUCAUGCCUCCAAAUUUUCGAUUUUGGACUUUCAUUACUCAUCCAUUUAUCGAAAUGCACGUAUGGGAUGUUCUCAUUGAUGUUUCAGUUUUAGUCUUAUGUGGUAAACUCUUGGAACCGUUAUGGGGUGCAUUAGAUAUGUUAAUAUUCUUUGUCAUAAUUAAUACAGGAGUUGCCAUAGGAACUGCGUUUGUUUAUAUUGCAUUUUAUUUAGUAACAAAAAAUGAAGAAUAUUUAUUUGAAACAUACAUCUAUGGACUUGCAGGCUAUAUUGCUGGAUUUUCAGUGGCAGUUAAACAAGCUAUGCCUGAUCAUGUAUUAGCAACAUCGCCGUUUGGAAAACUCCGAAACACUCAUAUUCCUUUGUUAUUGCUAUUUGUAAGCAUUACCUUGAGGCUGAUUGGUCUACUAGAAGGACCAUAUCCAUUUAUGUUUGGAUUUGGAAUUUUAGUUAGUUGGAUAUACCUUAGAUUUUACCAAAAGCACAGCAAUGGGAAUCGUGGUGACAUGGCAGAUAAUUUUGGAUUUUCAAGCUUUUUUCCUAGCCAACUUCAACCUUUAGUCUCAAUACUGGCAAACACUGUGUUCUUUGCCUUGGUGAAGAUAAAAGUGUGUAAGAAGCCCCAGAGGAAGUACGAUGUUAGUUCUCCAUCAACUAUCACUAUAACUUUACCUGGUACAGACCCUCUAGAUGCUGAAAGAAGGAGACAAGUUGCUUUGAAAGCCCUGAAUGAGAGGCUAGUUAAGGCUGAAGGUCAGUCAAACUGGCCUUCUUUAAUAGAUGAAGAGGAAAAAAGUGAAAGCAAAGGAAACAUAGAAGAGAAAAAAGAAGAAGUAAAACUUCCUAUUCCUGAUUUUAAAGAAAAUAGUACUGAGGGUUGAGAAUUAAAAUAUGUAAUAUAAAAGAUGUGGCUUAAGUAACCAAAUUACUUACAAGUGUCAGAACUGUGAUUCUUCUGGGCUUAUUAUUGGGGUGUGUAUAUUUAUGAAAAGAACAAGUAGAGAGAUUACCUAACACCAUUUAAUUGUAAAGAUAAUGAUACUGAUCGAAAGGAAAGCUAUAAUUCCAAUAGCUUGUAUAUUCCAAUCAUGCAUGUUAAGAUAACAAAUGUAUAUGCUAUGAAAGCUGAUGUUUUUCCUGCAUUCUAAUGUAAGUUGUCUUCUCUGAAGUCUUUUGGAAUAUUUAUGCUCAACCUAUUAUCAUUCCAAUGAAACCUAAAUUAUUGUAAAACUCAGAGUCUGUUCAAGAAAAAAUAAAGAGUGUAAGAAUAAUUUUGUACUGUUUUGUAAUGCUUAAUUUUAUGUUGAAUGACGUUGGUUCUAAUUGACUUUACUUGUUUAAAACUGUUGUGAGGUGCUGCCAUUGGAAUUUCUCAAUAUUUUCAUAUAUUAUCUCAUUAUAACUAGCUAUAGAUUUCUGCAUCAAAUAAUUCACAAAAUUUUUUUUUAAUUAACAAAAUGAUUUGCAUUUAUGGUAUAUAGAUAUAUACUUGGGAAUAUUUUAUACAAAUAUAAUUAUCAAUCUGUAAUAAGAAUAAAUAUUGUAUUUGAACUUUGUUAGUACAAGCAUAUAUUCUGUCAUACAGUACUUGUUUAUACCCCUUACUUCAUGCAUCAAAAGCUGGAUGAUAAUUCUUACAAGUUUGUGAGUAAAAGUCACAGCAAUCAUGUAUUUCUUAUUUUUUUUUAAUUGUCAUGUAAAAGUCAUCUAUUGGCCAGGUAUAAACAUAUGUAGUAAAAGAAUAAAGUCUUAUGAAUAUUUAUCAUUUUAAAAAAAUGCAUACAGUUGAUAUAUGUUUACCUAUUUUAUUCAUGAAUUGGGUUUGGAUUUUGUUGGUAAAUUUUAAUGAGGGAUUUUUGUAUCUAAAUGUAAACUUGAUUCUUAUGUAUUAAAUAUGUUUCUC